ACGGAAAUUGAGCAUUUUUAAUGGAUAAUCCGGAGAGUACGGGUGACGUUUCGUGGUUUGAGCUAUUCGUCGACCCAACAUGCAUCUCAAAGUCGCUUUUGGACCCGGAAAAGAGAAAACAACUCCCACGACUAUGUAUGCAAUUCACGGAUAAAGGAUUCCUCGCCGAACGGGAAAAAGAUAAAGGAAAAUUGGCUGUCGAGGAGCUGAUGCUCUUCGAGAGAAAGGCGGCAAGUAUGAGAUUGUGUGCGAUGGCCACGUUUGCCGCGUUGGAUUAUGAUAUAGAGUUUAUUAUUGAUAACAUUCCUCGCAACGAAAUCCAAACAUUACGUGUGCUGGCCGACAAUUUCUAUCGAAUCUACAACGAAAAGAAUCUCGACGCAACAUUCGGCAAUUGGCUCUUCUACCGUUUCGUACUUUCCAUAGAUCGCCGUAAUCGUCUUGCACCGCCGGCUCCGCGAGCCACAAUUCCAACAACUUUAAGCAAUGGACAACUGAUGCCAACUGAUCCAGCACUGCUGAAACACGAAAAAACACAAAGAACAAUUAUGGAAUUAAAGGAACAUGUGUUGAAAGCGAGAGCAUUUAUAACUGAAUUGGCAGAAGUUCCACGAGAUGUUGUUGCUCCAGGAAUUCAGUGCUUUUUGAAGCCUUUUGUUGAACUGGCACCGAAAGCCAUGACAGCCGCGUUCCUUGGAGAUCGUAAUGUGCUCAUCGAGAAUCCAUCUGCAGAUUUUGAAGUCGAUAAGGUGCUCCUUUCAGCUGGUGACGUGUCAAAUAAGUGCCUAAGUGAACUGGUGACAUUCCUAUUCACCUCUGGAGAACUACAAGAAGCCAAGAAAAUACUGACACGUGUUGUAAAACCUACAGUAACCCAUCCACUUGUUGCAAUUGACGAGACGAUUUUCAAAUCCUAUUGUCAAAUUCUCAACGCUCAAGGAACACCGUAUUCCAGCUCAACGGCUUCAUCUUCACUCUUAAAACCUUACGUUUUUGACCUGAAUUCACUAAACGAUGAAAAAAUGCGUAGGAGUGAAGUUUUGAGGCAUCGCGGUGUUCAAGAAACCACCGGACAACUGCAAAAUGUGUAUUUGGCUGAAAAUGCGGCGCUGUCGGUGAUUGAUGAACAUCCAGAGUGUAUUCGAGAAAGUAUACGAAAUCGAGCGGAAAUUGAGCGAUUUGUGAAGGUUUUGAAGCGGAAAACCGAUGGGAUUCGAGACAAACGAAAACUCGCCGCCAUUCGUGCUCAUCUUCAAUACCUCUGCGCCUCGAUUUCUGAUCUACGGGAUAUAUUAGAAACGAAUGGAAUGGAUGUUAGUCAGCUCAGAACGUUCGCCGUACCAUCAGAACACUUGAAAUUGGAACCGCCACCCGCUUUUCAUGUUUUGGAAGAAUUAGUAAGCGGUGAGAGAAAGAUCGAUGCUGCUCAAGGACCAUCCACACACGAAAUUAGUCGAAUUUUCCCAUUGCCACGAGCCGCCGACCCAUAUUGGAUUAUAAUGACAGAAUACGAUAUUCCAACCCUACAAAAUGCUCUAACAAAACUCGGACCCUUCUGGUUCCCGACGAAAAUGCAAGUGCCUGAGCAUCUAAUGGAAAAACUGGAAAAACAUUCAAAUUUGCCGACUUACAACCUGCAUCGAUUGCUACUUUGUAAAAUAGAUCAACUAUCGAAAAUGCAUCACUUUGAGAAAUUUAAAGAUGUUCUCAGUUUGGCGCUGCACUCGCUAAAACUCGUCCAUGAAUCGUGGGUAAUGACGGCCGCAUUCGAAAUGAUACAGGUGCCGGCGAUUAUUGUGAAUCAGCAAUUCGCAUGGGAACGACACUCGUUGGAGAGGGAUUUCGCGCAGACUCAGCUCAUUUUUAAUUCCGAUCAUUUUGUGCCGAAUGAUUAUAGUGCUGGAAUGAUUAAUGAGUGUCUCGGCCUAAUGAUCAACAUUGGCGAUGCUCAAUCGGUGUUGGAGAAGGGUGGACAAUUAUCAAUGGAACGUUUCAAGUCGGUACCGAUUGCUCGAAUGUUCGGUGCCUACCUCGUCAACUACUCGGAUCCGGCAACACGUAAAAAGUGUGCCGAUGGCUUCUGGCGUACAGUAACCCAACGACUACUUGAAGCCCAACCGCCACGUGGAUUUCGGCGGGGAAACGAGGUGGAACAGGCGUUGCUAGUGACACGGAAAGAGUUGGCCGACCUAUUUCAUUUGUUCUCGCUAAUUCGAGACCAACGAGUUGUCGAUUUCUUGCUCGCCUACGCUGUAUGCCUACAUAAUAAGGUGGUGAUUGGACAAAGGAAGAGCAAUUUGAAAAUUCAUGCAAAAUUGUUGGAUUUGUACACGCCUGAUCCUAAUGCGCCAAAAAUCGAUAUUUCCAACCCGGAUGAUGUCCGUCAACUGCUUCAGCUGAUGGUAGAAAAAGCGUAUUCCCUAUCACCAACCGAUCCAGACACAAUCCGAACAUACGCCGACUUUCUCUACGUGGAACGCGAUUUUCAAGGCGCCGCGCAAAAAUACAUGGAAUACUUCACGGCCCACUCACCCACACUCCGCCUAUCCCCAUUCGACGCAUUUACCGUAUUCGAUGAUACGGUAGUUCAGAGAUUACGGUAUUGUACUGCAAAUGCUGGUUAUUUGACAAUGUCACUGCUGACGUGUCAAUGGUUGAAAGUUGGCAAGACGAAUGCAUAUCAGAAGGCGAUGGCUGUGUUAGAGCACAAUGAGACACGGGAUGUUGGAGCAAAUUGUGCAGAUUAUGUAACUGAUGUUGUCGCAAUUGAGCUACUUAGUCAGCAUUAUCAUUCGAUGAUGAUGACAAAGAGUUUGGACACUUUGUAUACCGGAGCGAAUUCCCUAUCGGCGAACAAGAAUGUACCUCAGGUACUUGCAACACAAGAAAUCAAUCGAAGAACUACCAAAUUCCUCACUGCACUCUCUUCCAUCUAUUUUGGACUACAUGUUUGAAUUCGUUUUUUUUUUGCGAAAUUUUUGAAUUUUCAGAAAAAUUUGAGUUUUUAUGGUUUUUUUUUUCAAUUUUCGCGGGUUUUUUAACAUUUGAUUUCUCCUUUGUUGUAAUUUAUUUUAUUUUUCGGAUUUUUGCCUACAAUUAAAUCUUACAAUUUAG
This is a messenger RNA of Caenorhabditis elegans, 3114 nucleotides long. RefSeq names its product INTegrator complex Subunit homolog (gene ints-8). Gene Ontology annotation, cellular component: chromosome; nucleus. Gene Ontology annotation, biological process: snRNA 3'-end processing. The transcript is spliced from 10 exons. NCBI's taxonomy places the organism in Eukaryota, Metazoa, Nematoda, Chromadorea, Rhabditida, Rhabditidae. The record is from RefSeq and is marked reviewed. Bases 21 to 2954 code for a protein of 977 amino acids.